ACUUUUGUACGUUACAGUGAAGUCUGACCCUGCAGUUGCAAACCUGGUUUUCGGGAUAAUUGCUGUAAUCGGUCAACGGAAGCAGCAUCAGUUUUGUUUAUAUGUCUGAACAUAAGGGGAGUCGUCAAAGUACUCCUUUAUUUCGCCUUCUGAACUUCGAACUUUUCGUCAAGCCAGUAAUAUAAAUCUUAAUGUUUACCUAGCUAGAAUAAAGUCAUAAUAUCAUUUGGGUUAUCUGCAAUAACCGGAUGUGUCGCGUAUCUGGUCUACCUUAAUUUGACUCACCAGCAUUCGCAGGAUCUUGCAGCAUACGACAAUAUCAGCAAUAAACAAAAGUCUAACUGGGAUUGACCAUAGAAAUGCCACUCUACAAUACAGUCUUAUACAUUCCUCCUAUUGAACCCCCGAGAAUUACUGAUUUUGACUCUAGUAUUUCUCAUACUAACGAUGACCGGAUGAAAGUCGCAGAAGUAGAAACUUUUUUUGAAGAAUUUGAAGCACAACUUUCAAAGUUUUGCCAUUGUAAUCAACCAAAUAAUGUUCAUAGUCAAUGUUGUGUACCUGGUGCUGGAAAUUUUACACAUCCAGGAAAUGAAAGGUAUUUACGUCGUAGUGUUGUAGAUGAACAAUUAAGAGAUCUUACAAUUGAAGGUGAACGUAAUCGAACACGCCCAGAUCGAGAUCCACAAAAUGGCAAUUUUGAUCGAAACUCCAUUUCUAUUUUACAUCGACGUGGAAGAUUCGAUUCUCAUAUUAUAGUUCAAGAUUCUGUAACACAAUCUUCAAGUGGAAUAGCUGAAGCAGAAAGUAGUGAUAAUUUUCUUGUGGAUGAAGAAGAAGCUGAGGCUACUGUAGCAACAGAAGAAGAGCUCGAUAUUACAGAAUAG
This is a messenger RNA of Schistosoma turkestanicum, 887 nucleotides long. Lineage: Eukaryota; Metazoa; Platyhelminthes; Trematoda; Strigeidida; Schistosomatidae. The record is from the annotation of a GenBank genome assembly.